This is a messenger RNA of Striga hermonthica, 546 nucleotides long. The record is from the annotation of a GenBank genome assembly. NCBI's taxonomy places the organism in Eukaryota, Viridiplantae, Streptophyta, Magnoliopsida, Lamiales, Orobanchaceae.
AUGGAGCAGCUGGGGCAGAAGCUUCUUUACACGACGCUUGAACUUGAGAAGGUAAAGUCGGAAGGUGUGGAAGAGACUCGUAAAAACAAGGAAUACAUACGUCAGCUCAUUCACCUCCUCCGCUACGCCAUCCACGAGAGAGACGAAGCCAAGAAACAGCUGCACGACCUCCUCAAACCAAACUCCGACUCCAACAGCCUCACCGAGUCCCCCCCGAGCCCUGUUGUUUUGAACGGCAGUUCGGUUUUGGUGGGCCACGAACACGUUGAUCUGGACCGCCUCGUCCGGGGGCGGGCCCUGCCCCAGAAGGGUAAAUUCCUCGACGCGGUGCUUCGGGCCGGGCCUCUGCUGCAGACGCUGCUGCUGGCGGGCCCACUUCCGAGAUGGCGUAACCCACCACAGUAUCAGCCGCAUCAGAAUCAGAUGAUGCCGCUGCCGCUGCCAUUGUCAUUUCCAAACGCAGGGCGGGUCGAGUUGGCUCGUGAUCAUUGUUCGCUUGGAAUCAAUGGUUACGUGCCUUCGGCCAAGAGGCAGAGGUUCGGUUGA